AUGAAGUUCCACACUCUUGUCGCCUUGUCCUCGGCGUGUCUGGCUUCGCAUGCUGCCAGCUCUGCACUGCCAAGAGCAGAAGGAGCUUCGUGUUCAAGCCAGGGCGGCAGCAAUGCUCGUGUGAUUCAUCAAUUUCCAGAGGGAACCUGGAUCGAGAACAUUGCCGAGCGCCCCAACGGCAACCUGCUCGUCACCUUGCUCGACAGGCCGGAACUGCACCAGAUUGAUCCUCGCCACCCAGCGAAUGCGACGCUGGUCCACCGUUUCGCAGGCCACACCAGUCUUUUUGGAAUCGCCGAGACGUCCCCCGAUGUGUUUGCCAUCAUUGCCGGAAACUACUCCUCCGGCGCCGGAGCCCAGGCGGGCACCUAUGCCGUCUGGAGCGCGGGCCUUGCCGGCGACAAAGGCGCCCAGGUGUCCAAGGUUGCGGACAUCCCUGAAGCCAACUUUCUCAACGGCAUGACCGCUCUCGACGCAGGCGCCGGCAAGAUUCUCGUCAGCGACAGCGGCCGCGGUCUUGUGCUCCGCGUGGAUACGCUCUCCGGCGAGCACGCCACGGUGCUGGACAAUGAGGCUUUCAAACCCGCGCCAAACGCGAGUAUUGCGCUCGGCGUCAACGGCAUCAGGCUCCUCGACGGCUACCUGUACUACACCAAUACUUUUGCACCCUUGUACGGACGGGUGGCCAUCGACCGAGAGACCGGCGAGGCGGCCGGGCCAUUUGAGACGAUCAGCACGAACGUCCUGGGCGAUGAUUUUGCCCUUGACAAGCGGGGAAUCGCUUACAUUUCCGCCAACCCUCGGAAUGAAGUCGUGAGGGUUGACCAGCACGGCGGCACCGAGGUUGUUGCUGGCAAUCUCAACUCGACUCUUGUUCCGGGUCCCACCGCGGCCUUGCUUGGAAAGGUCCAGGGGCGUCGUGGCAGCCAAGUCUUGUAUGUCGUCACCUCGGGUGGCCAGGCCGGGCCUAUCAAUGGUACAUACACUGAGGGUGGUAAAAUCCUGGCUCUGGAGGUGUAA
Messenger RNA from Metarhizium acridum CQMa 102, 1020 nucleotides. RefSeq lists its product as uncharacterized. Lineage: Eukaryota; Fungi; Ascomycota; Sordariomycetes; Hypocreales; Clavicipitaceae. The record is from RefSeq and is a predicted model, not a curated record.